UUAGAUUAAAGUUAAAUGUUAUUAACUUCUUUUUCAUUAAAUGAAUUUGGUUUCGAAUUUAUACCCCAUAUGCCAUACACCCCACUUCGUGAUCUUUUGUCCAAUCAAAAUGGAUUUAGUUUAUAACCUGAAGCGGAUAAAAUCACUUAAAUGAAAGCGUAUUCAGUCAUUUGAAAGACGAAUCUGCACGAAUAAAGUAUACAAAGUAUCAUUAUGAUUGUUUUGUUGUUUAUCGUAUUUGUUGCAAAAGUUAGUACAAGUGACAAUAUUCAAAAAUCAUAUAAUUCACCAUGGCAUUAUGAAUGCAAGGGUGGCUUGUGUAAGAAGGAAUUCAUUACAAAGGAAGUGACUAAUCCCACUUCAUUGGAAGUAUGCGAAUUGUUUUGUGAUGCAUCCAGUUCUCUGUGGCCAAAACCAACUGGUCAUCUAUCUUUGAGCAAAAAUAUGGUCCAAUUUGAUCCAGACAAAAUUAUGUUAGAUGACGUACAAUCUGGAACUCAAAUUAAAUAUCUUCUUGAAAGAAAUAUAGUUUUAUUGAAGAACAUUGUGAAAAAUAUUGGCGGUAAAUUAGCAAAUGCUGGCGGAAUGGAAAUGCUUAUUCGAUGCAAAGGCUAUCUCGAAAUGAACAACAUUAAAUUGACUUUGCACACAGAUGAAAGCUACAAUUUAACUGUAAUACAAAUGGAUAAAACGAAAUUGGAAGUCACGAUCACAGCGAAAUCAUAUUUCGGUAUACGACAUGGUUUGGAAACAUUGAGUCAGUUGAUCGUUUUCGACGAUUUACGAAAUCAGAUUCAAAUUCCGAACGAAAUAUCGAUUAUUGAUGGUCCUGUGUAUUCUUAUCGUGGCGUAUUAUUGGAUACUAGCCGAAAUUUCAUUGACAAGACGUCAAUAUUGCGAACGAUCGACGGUAUGGCUAUGUCGAAGUUAAAUACUUUACAUUGGCACAUUACAGAUUCACACAGUUUUCCCUAUGUUAGCAAGACAUGGCCAGAAUUUUCCAAAUUUGGUUCUUAUGCAACUGACAAGAUUUACAAUCAAGAAGAUGUGAAAGAAAUUGUUGAAUACGGUCUUAUUCGUGGUGUUAGAGUACUACCUGAAUUUGAUGCCCCAGCCCAUGUAGGAGAAGGAUGGCAGUGGGUCGAAAAUGAUACAAUUGUUUGUUUUAAAGCAGAACCGUGGACAAAUUACUGUGUUGAGCCACCUUGUGGCCAGUUGAAUCCCACUAGCGAAAAAGUAUACGAAAUUCUCGAAGGAAUAUAUAAAGACAUGAUUCAGGAUUUUCAGUCGGAUCUAUUUCAUAUGGGUGGAGAUGAAGUGAAUAUAAAUUGUUGGAAUUCUUCAGCUGUUAUUACAAAUUGGAUGCAAACAGUUAAAAAUUGGGAUCUAUCCGAAUCAAAUUUCUACAUGCUUUGGCAUUAUUUCCAACAAAAAGCAAUGGACAAGUUGAAAAUUGCUAAUGAUGGAAAGGACAUAUCUAUUAUUUUAUGGUCUAGUGGUUUAACCAAUGAAGAAAAUAUUAAAUAUUUAGAUCCUGCGAAAUAUAUCAUUCAAGUAUGGACAACCAAACAUGAUAUUACUAUUGGCACAUUGUUACGAAAUAAUUUUAAAUUAAUUAUUUCUAAUUACGACGCUCUUUAUUUAGAUUGUGGUUUUUCAGCAUGGAUAGGGGAAGGUAAUAAUUGGUGUGCUCCUUACAAAGGAUGGCAGAUCAUUUAUGAUAAUUCUCCAUUGAAAAUAAUUAAAUUGCAACAUCUCGAAAGUAAAAGACAUCUCAUAUUAGGAGGUGAAACAGCUCUUUGGACGGAACAAGUCGAUAGCGCGUCAAUUGAUGCAAAAAUUUGGCCUAGAGCCGCGGCAUUUGCUGAGAGAUUGUGGGCAGAGCCCAGUUCAACUUGGAUCCAUGCAGAACAAAGAAUGCUCAGGCAUAGAGAACGACUCGUAAAAAGAGGAAUUUCUGCUGAAAGUUUGCAACCUGAAUGGUGUUCGCAGAAUCAAGGCCUCUGUCAGAAAUCAACAAACUGAAAGAGAGAGGCUCAUGUACGGCGAGGAAAUUUCAAUGAGUGGAGAGAUCGAUGCAAUAGAGGGGAUAGCGCUGAUCAAGAAAGUAGGAGCAAGAACUCGUGAGCUGGUAGUAGUUACACAUCUUUGAAGUAGUUGAUGACGUAAUAGCGAUGUAGACCUCUAUAAAGUAUUUAUAAAGUAACCCAGAAGUAUAAUCAGUAUGAUUAAACUUCUAAGCAUUUUUUUAAAAAUUUGUUUUCCGUUCGAUAAAAAAAGUAGGAGUUGAGUUUGUGUUUCUUGGCUACCGGAAGACCGCCGAUAAUCAUUAUUCACAAUAUUGUGGAUAACCGAUUUUAUCUGAAAUUCCCUAUAGAUACUGAGGUCAAUAUCAGCUAUUCAAGAUUGACUGCUACAGCAAGGACCGUUGUAUUAAUAAUAUAACGAUAGAAUUCAAUAUAUUAGAAAUAUAUAUUAUAUUUAAUUAUAUAAAUCUAUA
Molecule: messenger RNA, 2500 nt
Organism: Frieseomelitta varia
Lineage: Eukaryota; Metazoa; Arthropoda; Insecta; Hymenoptera; Apidae
Gene: Hexo1
Product: chitooligosaccharidolytic beta-N-acetylglucosaminidase
Exons: 7
Coding region: 214-2025 (603 amino acids)
Biological process (GO): ganglioside catabolic process; glycosaminoglycan metabolic process; carbohydrate metabolic process
Cellular component (GO): membrane
Molecular function (GO): beta-N-acetylhexosaminidase activity
Source: RefSeq, a predicted model, not a curated record